Pararge aegeria (speckled wood butterfly) is the source of this 6091-nucleotide messenger RNA. RefSeq names its product autism susceptibility gene 2 protein homolog (gene tay). Bases 724 to 5046 code for a protein of 1440 amino acids. The record is from RefSeq and is a predicted model, not a curated record. Lineage: Eukaryota; Metazoa; Arthropoda; Insecta; Lepidoptera; Nymphalidae. The transcript is spliced from 15 exons.
UUCUUGCAUCGUCGAAUCUCUAACAUUGUACUUUAACCCAAAGCUAAAUAAGUUAUCAAAUGAAACCAUAUUUACGUUCGUUUAUAAAAAAGGCAUUUCUUUUGGUUGGCAUUGUAAAUUCAUAAUUACCAUGUACAACGAUCAUUCUACGUACUACUUCGCAAUUAAAUAGGUCAGCAAUGCAAUCUUAUUUUUAUGGAGAAGAGAGAGAUGGAGUUAUAAGUGCGAAGAGCAUAUCAGAGCGCCACAUUGCCAAUGACGCCCAAUAUCGCGGAGUGUAUGUGUUUUUACGUUGGCAGCACUGCUUUAGUUCACCAUCGCGACCGCAACGCAGCGUUAGCGUCGUGCAACACCUUUCAUUGUAUUGACUAUUGACUGAUUCUGAACACAGAAUAAUGUAUAAAACUAAUUUAUCAUUGAAUUGUCUUAGUUCUUAUUAAAAUAUAUUGUAGCAUAUCUUAGUUUAAGUGUAAUAAUGCCUCCGUUUACGUAAAAGUGAAAGAAGACAGCCCGUCGAGUGCUACGCGGCCAUUUUACUUGCAAUGCGGCAACGGUGUACGGUCCGCCAUUGGAAACGGCCAGUGUCUUUUUCUGUGUGCAAGAUUUGUAUUUUGUCGAUUUGCUCGGCAUAGAAACAAAGGUUAACCAUGUGUGAUAAAAGUGUAGUGCGGACUUUAGUGUAGUGAAGCACGGUGGUCGGGUGUUUCGAAUAAUGUGCGAACGAUGGAAAACGAAGUGAAGCAGCGCAAUCAGAGAAAUAGGCGAAGGGAGCGGGCCCAGCGCAUGCAAGCACAGCGAGAGAGUAAAGUUAAGGAUGGGGACAGCGGCGAGGACGAGUCUCCGGCGAGAGAAAAGCCACCUCGUCCUCCAGCCCGGAGGAAGAAGUCGAGGGAACCCCUCGGAGAGGAAGACAUCAUUGAUGGAUUCGCCAUAAUGGCAUUUCGCACCUACGAGGAUCUCGAGGCUGCCGUAAAAUGCGUUUCCUCACCCCGCACCAUCGCGCUGUCCACCAAGCCCCGGUUACCGUUGGCUGCGCUUGCAGGCGACGCAACCCGCAACCACACCACCAGCAACGUCAAUUCACAUGGUAUUACGCUGCUUCAAGACGCUGGAACGUCGGAUGAUAGUGGACGGGCAUCAGAAAGACUCACGGGCAGCUCAGUGGCACCCCGGGAUCCCGAUUCCUCUCGCGACCGACUUAGCGAUGCCAGUAGCCGCUGUAGUUCCGGAAAAGGCUAUAUCUGUGAUAGUGAGGGGGACGACGAUAAGGCGAGUCCAGAGAAUAGCAGAAAUGCAUCCCCUAGAUAUCACGAUGCGUCGAUGGACGACGCAUCGGACGCCGGCUCUCUGUUCCGGGUGACAGGCACGGGCGGCGGUGGAGGCGGUGGCGUUGGCAUUGGCGGCGGCGUAGGCGGCGGCAAGAAUGAGCUGGUUGCGCGGGGCGGAAGCGGCGGCGCGUUGGCUCUAUCCCGCGCACCAGUUGGCGGCAGCGCCAGCCCUGCGCCCGCGCCGCUACCGCAGCCCGCUCCCUCGCCCGCGCCCGCCGCGUUGCCACCGCCCGCCCUGCCGCCGCCAACGUUCCGCGCUGACACGCCGCACCGCAAUAACGGUGCACACAUACCUGCGCUCGACGGCCAAGCCGCCACGCAAAUUCCCGCGCGACCCGUCGGAGCCGCUGGGCCGGACACUCCUGAACGCCCGGCCAGCAAUAACAAACUCCAACCCGGAGCGCGUGCCGCGGCCGACAGCCCAACACCGGCCCCGCCCGCGCCCCCUGCGCCAUCGCCGCUCUUCCCCACGCACACCGCCUACCAGUCUCAUGCAGCAGCCGCGCUUCCAGACUACCGACACACCAACCACGAGACGCGGACCGAGCCGCAGCAGCCUGAGCAGCCGCAUGCGCCGCUCGACCUCCACGCUCAUCACCCAGCGCCGCGGCCGCCGCACCUGCCGCCGACGGUUACCCCGACGACGCAUCCUAGUCUCCCGAACCGCGUACCCCACUCGCAACCCCACCCUGUGAUACCCGGCCACGACGUCCGAAACGCGUCACCGGCACAGCCGCAGGUGCAUUCUUCCGUUCCUACCUCGUUCCCCAACCGCAUUGUGUCAAAUGGCGUGCCACAGAGCAUCGCAUCGCUGGCGCCUCCCGCGUCAACUCCCAGCAGUCUUCCGAGUCAGAUAUCUUCCUGCCGGCCGGUUUCGCCGGUGGCCCCCAUUUCCCGCCCCUACCCCACCCCGUCUAUCGGGUCUAGUCAUGUAAACUCGAGUAUAAGUUCCAGUAUUCACAGCCAUUCGAUACCCUAUCCGGGUCAAUCGAGUUUACAGAAACAUUCCGUGCAGCCGAUGUACGCGAGUCGACCCUCGCAUCACACAGCUUUCAGUGUGGCAAACCACAUAUCUGCCAAUCACCUGCCGACUUCUACUUCGAAUCCACCGGCCGCGAUGCAUUUCAGUCAUCCUCUCAGCCAUAGUAUUAUGAGCCACGCAAAUAUUCCAAUGAGCGGUUCCAAUCCACUGGCGACGUCGACGCCGAAUCACAUAAGCAGCUCACCGCAUUUAUCGAGCACCACGACCACAAGUACAAUAUCGAGUUUCACGCCCAGUAUAAAGCAUCCAGGUUUAAGCUUGCCUCCUCACCCGGCGUCCUUAGCGCCGGCAGUUUCGUUACAUCAACCUAUGAAUAUAGAUCCCACUCCGAUUCCAACCGCUCCGACGGUGCUAACUCCGGCGUCUAGUAGCAGUAGUGUAAAUAGUCACUCGUUAGUGCCACCGAUGGUGGAUUCCAGGCAAUUGCCGACUUCUGCCAUCGAGAUACCGACGCGAAGUGAAAGCGCCACCGUGAGUUCCGCAAUGGUGACAAAUGGCUAUCCUCCCCCAGCCGUGUACUCGGCUGGAUCCUAUCCUGCCUUGUAUGCUCCUUAUGCACCUACACUCCAACAUAGUCCAUACCUUCCCCCAUCUGCCGCGUCGCCGAGAAAUACCGCUGAUACGCGGACAAGCCUUUCCGCGUCUCCAUUGGUGGCUCCGAAGACGCCGAAAGGCGUGCGGCCGCAUACGCCGGGCUCAUUGGGAGCGGCGGGUGCGCACGCGCCUCUUUCAUACUCGCCGCGGGGACACAGUCCCAGCAGAGAGCGAGAAAGCUUCAGCAGCAACAUCAGCAGUUUGUCGCGAAGCACGGCUGCAUCGGGCGGCACAUCUGCCGCGCCCACGGUCUCAUCAGCACUUACAGCACCAAUGGCGGCGCCGCUCGUUGCCCCACUUGCUGGACCGUUGCCGGCACCUUUACCUGGUCCAGUCCCAACGCUGGGCGUUCCAAGUACCCUAGGCCCGCUAUCAACGGGGCUCAGUUCGCUGACGGGGUUAGCAGCUCCUACGCCAACCGCGCCAACGCCCGUCGCGCCGCACCUGGCACACUCGCUUGCGCCCGUGCCCACCGUGCCAAGUAUAAGCUCCAGUGCCAAGCCGCCUGCGCACUGGGGGGUAACCAGGCCCACUGGCGCGGAGAGGACCGGCUUCGCGCCCGCGCCACCUCUGUUUGGUGCGCCACUGCCUCCGCCUAAUCCGAACCCCUUCUCUGCAGAAUCACUAUUUCAAACCAGUCCCGGUGCCGAUCUGCUCCGUCGGGAACUAGACAACCGGUUCCUGGCGGCGGCGGGCGCGGUUGGCGUGCGAACGGAGCUUCACCACCACCAGCACCAGCACACGCACGUGCACCAGCACCCGCCUGCAUCGCACGCGCCGCACGCGCCGCACGCGCCUCACGCGCCUCAUGCGCCGCACGGCCAACACGCACCGCACGCCCCCCACCCGCCCUCUGCGCCGCACCAUCCACAUCAGCUGCUCAUGCCGCACGCGCCGCUGUUCAAAGAUGUUGGGAAAAUGACGUCACUAUACCGAACCGGCCUCAGCCUUGGUUACCCGUACUCUUCGAGUCUACUGCACCCUGCGGCGCCCUAUGUGCCUCCCGCCCCACUCACCACUUACGCCCCUAAGCCCGUAGUGUCAGCCGCAAGCGACUCCGCAACUAAACCACCACUACGCCCCGCUGUCGCGAAAACCGGUAAAUGGAAUGCGAUGCACGUCCGGAUCGCAUGGGAGAUCUACAAUCAUCAGCAAAAAGAAAAGACGGGCGGCGCGGCCGGAUCCCUCGGCGGCGACAAAGACAAGCUGCGGGCCUUCCCCGCGCCCGCCCCGCCGCCGCCCGCCUACCGCUCGCCCUACGAGCUGCCGCCCGCGCCCUACCUGCCGCACCACACGCCGCUGGGCCUGGUGCGCUACCCCGCGCGGCCCUCGCUGGCGCCCACCCAGCUGGGCGCACCGCCCGACCGCCACCUGGGAGUCUCGGGCGUGUCGCCAUUCGCGCGCUACGGCGCCGGCGCCUUCCCGGGCGCGCCCACUCCCUUCGGCUUCUCGGCCUACAGCCGCGAGCUGGCGCUGUCAUCGUCCCUGCACGGCAUGCACCACGCGCCGCCCAUGAGCUCGCUGCACGACGCGUGGCGCGGCGUGCGCCCGCCCGUGUCCGCCGCGGCAGAGGUGCGGCGCGAGCACGAGGAGCGCGAGCGAGCGCGCCGGGAGCGCGAGGAGCGCGAGAGACGAGACCGCGAAGAGCGCGAGCGACGAAAGCUCCGUGAACAGCGAGAACGUGAAAUCGAAAGAGCGCGAACGCGCUCGCCACUGCGCAACGGAGUCCCGGAACAACCCAAGGAGGAGCGCAAAGAACCGCCGCGGCCGCCGCCCGGCCUCGGCGCCUACCCGCCGCCGCCGAUGCCGACGCACUGGGAUCAUGCGUUCCGAUACGACGCCCUGCAGCACAUGCGCUUCGGGCCGUUCGUGGAGGCGGCGAUCCGCGCGGAGGAGGACCGCGCGAAGAUGUUGAACGCGUACGCGCACCACCAGCAGCUGAAGUCGAGCCCGCUGCUGCACCACUCGCGGCCGAUGCCGCCGAUGGGUGGGCACCCGUCGCUCGGCCAGCUGGCGCCGCUCGGGCCCUCGCUGGCGCCGCUCACGCCGCUCGACCUGCUCAAGAAAGAGGAGCCGCGAUGAUAGCGACCGCCCGCGACCCGCCGCUCCCCGUGUACAUAGCGCGACUGACCGAGUGACAGUACGUGUAGUUCCGAGUGUAUCGUUCCACAGUAUCGGUUUAGAGAAUUAUUUAUUGUAACGUCGCUUGCGGACCGCCGGCCGCCGUCCCGGCGCGAGUCGAGCGGUGUCAUGUGCAAUAUAGGACGAGAGCGCGGCCGUCGCGUCGUCGCCGCCAGCCUGUACACUACUGCUUGUUUAUUUACAUGAAAAUAUCUAUCGAGUUGUUAUUGUGACCAUAAUUAGUUAAUUAUACAUUAAAACGCUGAAUUAUGUGAAGGAUAGGAUUAUCGGAAUCGCUAUCGAUAUAAUUAUACAUAUUUAUAUAUACCUAUAAAUAAAAUGUAAAUAUUAGUUGUAAAUUAGUGUUAAAAUAUAGAAUCGGUUUAUUUAACGUCAUACGAAAGAAAAAACCCAUAAAUUAUUAUUCUAUCGGAAGUUUAAUUUACACUUCCGUUAAAAAUCUCAUAAUGGUUUUUCAAUUGUACCAGUGGAGGAUUAUUUAUUUAUUUAUACUUAUUUCACUUUUCGAGUAGACUCAAGCUACAAUUUUUUUUACAAAUAGUGGUUGACAUUUCUUCUUAUGCAUUUAAAAUAUGUGAUAUUAUUAUAUUGUGAAAUACAUUUUGUCUGACUUUCAGAGUAGUUGUAUUUGCAGUUAGAUAAUGUAAUAAAUAAAAUCAUGUUAUCUACUUCCUAACUUGUUUUCAUAAUAGUUUAUGUCGAGCUAAUGAUGCUUCCGUCAAAUAAAAAUGUGUUUAUGGUUUGUCUAAGUAAACUCUAUAUGUGCCAUUAAAGUCUUAAAUUAAUGGACAUUAAGUCAGACAAAAUUGAAAUUAUGAUUAUUAAAACCUGUUUUAAGGCACAUUUGAUGAUUGUGUUUUCAUGAUUUCAUGAAGGGUAACUCAGAAAGAAAUGUAUUAUAGUAACAAAAAUCAUUCUGUAUACUAAAAGUAAAUGAAAGCUUGGUGCGAUUCAGAAAAUACCAUUAAAACUUUUGAUUUUUAUA